Molecule: messenger RNA, 1391 nt
Organism: Mytilus trossulus (common blue mussel)
Lineage: Eukaryota; Metazoa; Mollusca; Bivalvia; Mytilida; Mytilidae
Exons: 2
Coding region: 22-1386 (454 amino acids)
Biological process (GO): carbohydrate metabolic process
Source: RefSeq, a predicted model, not a curated record
UAAAUUAUUAAGUAAAAAAAGAUGUACAUGUACUCAGUAUGGUUAACAUUGCUGGGUAUAGGGGUGGGCGUCGCCGGCAGCAAUACCGCAAACACAACGUGUACAAUGGAAAUGUUUGGUGGUGACUUUAAUGCAUAUAUGGCUUGUAAAACUCAGUUUGCUCUACAGUCAAAUUGGUGGCCUUCUCCUAUAGCUGGAUUAUUUAGUUACCAGGUAUGGAAUGGUUAUGAUGGCUUCUGGGAAGAUGGCAUCGCUCUAGAAACAUUUACAAAUUUCAUUGCAUUCGUAGGAAACAACACGCGUUACCAAGACGUGAUAAAAUCUUCCGUGCGUGAACUCUAUUCUCUUUUAGAGGCCUAUGGACCGUAUCCAUCGUUUGACGACAUGGCGUGGUAUGCACUUAGUUAUGUGCGGAUUUACGAAGUAUUCGGAUGGGACGAAUUUCUCAAAAGUAGUAUAGAAGUAGAUGAUUGGUUGUGGAAAACAUCAUGGGAUAAGACCAGUAACUGCAGCGGAGGGAUGUGGUUUGACUACGACUUUAGGCAAAAAGUAUCAAUCACAAAUCUAGAGUGCAUUGUAGUGGCUGGAAAAUUGUUUAGAGCUACAAAGAAUGUCAAAUAUCUUAUACACAUGAAAAAGCUAUGGAACUGGGUUACAGAGAAUGGAAUUAUUGACAACACCACGUACUUGGUACAUGAUGGGGCUUUGAAUAAUUGUACGGGAAACAAUUUUUUCGGACCAACCUACCUCGGAGGAACAUUAAUCGGUGGUUUAGUGGAGUUUUAUAAAAUAUAUAAAAAGGAGUCUUACUUAGAUCUCGCAAACAAAAUAGCACAGGCUGAGAUUCGUAACUCCACGAAUAUGUUUACUGGUACACUUACUGAAUGGUGUGAACCUAAUUGUAAUGAUGAUGAGAAAAUGUUCAAAGGAAUAUUUAUCCGAAAUCUCCGCUAUCUAAUGGACGUUUUAAAAGAUCCGAAACAGAGACAAGAAUAUCAGGAAUAUUUGGACUUAAAUAUACAAGCGAACCUGCUGUAUAAUAUGUGCGAUAAAGUUCCGAUACAUGAAUGUAAUAUCACAUUUAAGGAUGGUCCGCCAUUUUAUAACGUGUCUGGUCCCUUAUUUUCUCCGAACUGGAACGGACCAUUUACAGUUGGUGCACCAAUGCAGCAAACAGCUGCUUUAGAUCUCUUCAUUGCAGCAAUCAAACCUGGAACGAAUUGUACCGGGGAAUACUGUAAUUUCAGUCCAAAUUAUCCGAAACCACAACCACUGACUUGCAAAGAUUACCCAUGUCCAAAAGAUCAGCCCUGUUGUCAAUACACCAGUACCUCAUAUACAUGCUGCACAUCCGAUCAGAAAUGUUUAAGUGGAAUAUGUACUUAAAUUAA